AUGAAUAACUUCAAUGUUAAUGUUAUCUCUACUGUUAGUGUAAGUGUUGUUGUGCACAUUGAUUUCAUUAUUACUAAUCAUCUUAUUUAUCAUGUUUGUAUCCUUAUUGUUAUUAAUUUUACUACUGUUGAACAAGUUUUUAAUGUUACUAUCAUUGUUGUUAUGAAUAUUAUUAUUCAUGUUGUGUUCAAUGUUAAUCUCUUUGUUAUUAUUGAUGAUAUUAUUAUUGAUGUUGUUUUUGGUGUUCGUGUUGUUAGUUUUAUAUAUGAUGUUCCUGAAAUUAGUUUGAUUGUUAUUAUUUUCACUGUUCGUAUAAUUGUUGUUCUGAAUAUAAUUAUUGCUAAUGUUAUCUGUGAUAUUUAUAUGAUUGAGGUUAUGAAUAUUAUUGCUGAUGUUCAUAUCAUUAUUGUUGUAACUAUAUUCAUUAUUAAUUCUAUUGUUGUUAUUUAUUUUAUUCUUGUUGAUGUUAUUUAUGUUAUUUUGGUUGAUUUUUUUUCUAACGUUUAUCUCAUUUUUGGUCUUUAUUUUGUUAUUAUGGAUGUUAAUAGUAGUGUGAUUGAAUGUGCUCAAAUUCUUCAACAAAAUGUAGCUUUUGAAAUUCCUGCAAUUGGUUUUGAUAAUAUUGGUGGUGUUAAAGAACAAUUAACACAGAUUAAAAAAAUGGUUGUACUAUCAUUAAAACAACCACAAGUACUAAAAAUAAUGAAUGUUCAACCACCACUAUAUAUUCUUUUACAUGGACCACCAGGCACAGGUAAAACAUCAAUUGCACGUGCCGUAGCGAAAGAAACUGAUGUAUCUUUUUGUUUGAUCUAUGGACCAGAAAUUAUGUCUGGAUUAAAUGGUGAACCUGCAUUUAAAUUACAUAAAGCAUUUGAAGAAGCUAAAAAGAAAGCUCCAGCUAUUAUUUUCAUCGAUAAACUUGAUGUGAUUGCACCAAAGCGUGAAAAAAGUCAUGGUAAAAGCGAACAUCGUAUUGGCUUACAAUUAUUAGCAUUAUUGAAUGAUCUUCAACAAUGUUCAAAUGUUAUUGUUAUGGCGGCAACAAAUCGACCAAAUUCAUUUAAUCCUAUACUUUGUCGUUUUCAUCUAGAAAUUGAUAUUGGUAUUCCUGAUGCUGUUGAACGCGAAGAAAUUCUUCGUAUACAUACACAGAAUAUGAAAUUAGGUGCUGAUGUUGACCUUGAACAAAUUGCGAAUGAAACACAUGGUUAUGUUGGCGCGGAUUUAGUAUCAUUAUGUUCAAAAGCUGCUUUACAACAAAUUCGAGAAAAAAUGGAUGUCAUGGAUUUUCAACAAUAUGAAACUGAUGUUGAACUACGCAAUGAAUUAGUUGUUACAAAAGGAAAUUUUCGAUAUGCACUUAAUCAAUCAAAACCAUCAGCUUUACAUGAGAUGGUUGUUGAAAAACCAAGAACAACAUGGAAAGAUAUUUAUGGUUUAAAUAAUAUUAAACGUGAAUUGCAACAACUUAUUAAGUAUGAUGUUGUAAAUCCGGACAGAUUUGUUAAAUUUGAUAAGACGUUAUUAAGUGGUAUUCUUCUUUAUGGACCACCGGGUUGUGGUAAAACAUUAUUAGCAAAAGCUAUGGCUAAUGAAUGUGGUGCUAAUUUUAUUUUGGUUAAAGUUCGAGAGCUAUCACCUAUAUGGUUUGAAGAAUCAGAAGCUAAUGUACGUGAUGUGUUCGAUAAAGCUUGUCAAGCAGCACCAUGUGUAUUAUUUCUUCAUGGAUUAGAUUGUAUUGCUAAACCUCGUGGUGGUAGUAUCAUUGAUAGUGGUAUUGCAGCUGAUCGUGUUUUUAAUCAAUUUUUAAUUGGAAUGGAUAGUAUGCGUACAAAAAACGAUGUUUUUAUUAUUGGUGCUACUACUAAAAAUAUUAUUGAUAUUGAUGCAUCUAUAUUUGAACGAGGUCGACUUGAUUAUACAAUAAAUGUUCCACUACCUGAUGACGAUGCUCAUAAAGCUAUACUUCAGCAUGUGUUAAAACAACGACCAGUAAAGGAAGAUGAUAUUCCAUGUUCGUUACGAGAUGAAACCAAAGAAUUUGGUGCUGCAAUUUUGAUAAAAAUUUGUGAACGUGCAUACGAUUUAGCUGUAAAAGAAUCGAUUGAACAAGGAAUUUUACCUCAAAUUUUUCAAAACCAUUUUGAAGAAGCUAUUAGAUUUUUUAAACGUUUAAAAAAAUCGACUGAUAUUGUUAACCCUUUACCUCUUGGUGGGUCACUUUAG
Adineta steineri is the source of this 2229-nucleotide messenger RNA. The record is from the annotation of a GenBank genome assembly. Lineage: Eukaryota; Metazoa; Rotifera; Eurotatoria; Adinetida; Adinetidae.